This is a messenger RNA of Colius striatus (speckled mousebird), 4122 nucleotides long. It is a transcript of the gene PPFIA4, whose product is annotated as PTPRF interacting protein alpha 4. The transcript has 29 exons. Lineage: Eukaryota; Metazoa; Chordata; Aves; Coliiformes; Coliidae. The coding region runs from base 1 to 3657 and encodes 1218 amino acids. The record is from RefSeq and is a predicted model, not a curated record. Gene Ontology annotation, cellular component: presynaptic active zone. Gene Ontology annotation, biological process: synapse organization. Gene Ontology annotation, molecular function: protein binding.
AUGAUGUGCGAAGUGAUGCCCACCAUCAGCGAGGGGGACCCUCUGGGUCCCCCCCAGGGCUCUGAGGCGGAUGCUGACUUCGAGCAGCUGAUGGUGAACAUGCUGGACGAGAGGGACAAGCUGCUGGACACCCUGCGGGAGACGCGCGAGACGCUGUCGGUCACCCAGAGCCGCCUGCAGGAGACCCUGCGGGAACGUGACCAGCUCCAGAGGCAGCUCAACUCUGCACUCCCACAGGAGUUUGCCACGCUGACGCGGGAGCUCAGCGCCUGCCGGGAGCAGCUCCUGGAGAGGGAAGAGGAGAUCUCAGAGCUGAAAGCCGAACGCAAUAACACCCGGCUCCUGCUGGAGCACCUGGAGUGCCUGGUGUCGAGGCAUGAACGGUCCCUGAGGAUGACCGUGGUCAAGCGUCAGGCCCAGUCGCCAUCCGGGGUUUCCAGUGAAGUCGAGGUGCUCAAGGCACUCAAGUCACUCUUUGAGCAUCACAAGGCACUGGAUGAAAAGGUCAGGGAACGCUUGCGAGCGGCCUUAGAGCGAGUGGCAACCUUGGAGGAGCAGCUCGUGGAUGCCCAUCGGCAGGUGGCAGUUCUGCAGCAAGGCGCCGCACGGGAGGCCCCGGCGGGCGAGCGGGAUGAGAGGGAGCCCAAGGAGCCAGCACAGAAGCUUCCCUGGAAGCGGCUCUCCAACGGCUCCGUGCACCCGGAGGAUGAGGCAGGGCGGGUGGUGGAGCUGCAGGAGCUCCUGGAGAAGCAGAAUUUCGAGGUGGUCCAAGCCAAGGAGCGCAUCUCUGCGCUGGCUGCCAGCGUCGCCGAGCUGGAGGAGGAUCUGGGCACCGCCAGGAAGGAUCUGAUCAAAUCAGAGGAGAUGAGCAGCAAAUACCAGAGGGACCUCCGAGAGGCCCUGGCUCAGAAAGAGGACAUGGAGGAGAGAAUCACCACGCUGGAGAAACGCUACCUGGCAGCCCAGCGAGAGGCCACCUCCAUCCACGACCUCAAUGACAAGCUGGAAAGCGAGUUGGCCAACAAAGAGUCCCUGCACCGACAGUGUGAGGAGAAGGCUCGGCACCUGCAGGAGCUGCUGGAGCUGGCAGAGCAGAAGCUGCAGCAAACGAUGCGGAAAGCGGAGACGCUGCCUGAGGUGGAAGCAGAGCUGGCCCAGCGCAUUGCUGCACUCACCAAGGCAAAAGAGAGGCACGGCAGCAUCGAGGAGCACCUGCGGCAGCUGGAGAGCCAGCUAGAGGAGAAGAACCAGGAGCUGGCCAGGGCUCGCCAGCGGGAGAAGAUGAACGAGGAGCACAACAAGCGGCUCUCGGACACCGUGGACCGUCUGCUGAGCGAGUCCAACGAGCGGCUGCAGCUGCACCUCAAGGAGAGGAUGGCAGCCUUGGAGGAGAAGAACACAUUGUUACAAGAGCUGGAAAAUACCCAAAAGCAGAUAGAGGAACACCAGCAUGACAAGCGACGGUUGUCUGACGAGAUCGACAAGCUGAGGCUCGAGGUCGAUCAGCUCAAGACCCGAAGUGGAACGUUUGUGGAGAGUGUCCACACAAGGUCCCACAUGGGCAGUGCCACAGACCUGCGCUUCCCGCUGGUCCAUGGCCCCAGCGAGCCCUUCGGAGCGGCCCCGGGGCUGCCUCGGGCACAGAAGGGCCGAUUCGCCGCCCGACGAGACGAGGCAGCCAAGGACUGGGAGCAGGCCCAGGCAGGCAGCGUCCUGGCCGCAGGGCCCCACGCCUUCGACAGCGACCCUGAGAUCUCUGACGUGGAUGAGGAUGACCGAGAGACACUCUUCAGCUCCAUGGAUGUGCUGUCUCCUGGUGGGCACUCAGAUGCCCAGACACUGGCCAUGAUGCUCCAGGAGCAGCUGGAUGCCAUCAACGAGGAGAUCAGGAUGAUCCAAGAGGAGAAGGAGUCCACGGAGCUCCGUGCAGAGGAGCUGGAGACGCGCGUCACGAGCGGCAGCAUGGAGGGCCUCAACCUCACCCAGCUCUGCAAACGGGCUUCAAUCCCCACCUCGCUCACAGCCCUGUCCCUGGCCAGCUCGUCCCCGCCGCUCAGCGGCCGCUCCACGCCCAAGCUCUCGUCCCGCAGCGCUGCCCAGGACCUGGACCGCAUGGGGAUCAUGACGUUGCCCAGCGACUUGAGGAAGCACCGGAGGAAACUGCUAUCACCUGCAGCUCGGGACGAGAGCCGGGAGGACAAAACCACCAUCAAAUGCGAGACGUCCCCGCCAUCCUCCCCCAGGACGCUGCGACUGGAGAAGCUGGGCCACCCUGCACUGAGCCAGGAGGAUGGCAAGAGCUCGCUGGAGGAGCAGGCCAGCAACCCCAGCAACAGCAGCCAAGACUCCCUGCACAAGGGCUCCAAGAGGAAGGGGAUCAAAUCCUCCAUCGGGCGCUUGUUCGGGAAGAAAGAGAAGGGUCGCUUGAUUCAGCUGAGCAGAGAAGGGGCCACAGGGCAGGUGAUGCUGACUGACGUGGAGGUGGGCAUCCAGGACCCUCUGGGACUCGGCAAGCUGGGUGCUCAGGCUGAGAAGGAUCGGCGCCUGCGGAAGAAACACGAACUCCUGGAAGAGGCUCGGAGGAAAGGAUUGCCCUUUGCUCACUGGGAUGGCCCCACUGUUGUGUCCUGGCUGGAGCUCUGGGUGGGGAUGCCAGCCUGGUACGUGGCCGCGUGCAGAGCCAACGUGAAGAGCGGAGCCAUCAUGUCAGCGCUGUCUGACACGGAGAUCCAGAGGGAGAUCGGCAUCAGCAACGCCCUGCACCGCCUCAAGCUGCGCCUGGCCAUCCAGGAGAUGGUGUCCCUCACCAGCCCCUCCGCACCACCCACCUCACGGACGUCCUCUGGAAACGUCUGGGUCACCCACGAGGAGAUGGAGAACAUGGCAACUUCCACCAAGACGACACUGGCCUAUGGGGACAUGAACCAUGAGUGGAUUGGGAACGAGUGGCUGCCCAGCUUGGGUCUCCCACAGUACCGCAGCUACUUCAUGGAGUGUCUUGUUGAUGCUCGGAUGCUGGACCACCUCACCAAGAAAGAUCUCAGAGUGCACUUGAAGAUGGUGGACAGCUUCCACCGCACCAGCCUGCAGUACGGCAUCAUGUGCCUGAAGAGGCUCAACUACGACCGCAAAGAGCUCGAGAGGAGGCGAGAAGAGACCCAGCACGAAAUCAAAGAUGUGUUGGUGUGGACCAACGACCAGGUCAUCCACUGGAUCCAGUCCAUCGGGCUGCGUGAGUACGCCAACAACCUGGCCGAGAGUGGGGUGCACGGGGCUCUCCUGGCCCUCGAUGAAAACUUUGACCACAACAGUCUGGCACUGGUGUUGCAGAUCCCCACACAGAACACACAGGCUCGACAAGUGCUGGAGAGGGAGUUUAACAACCUGCUCGCCUUGGGCACGGAUCGGAGGCUGGACGAUGGUGACGACAAGACCUUCCGUCGGACGCCGUCGUGGCGCAAGCGCUUCCGCCCGCGCGACGUGCACAGCGUGAACAUGCUGAGCGGCUCGGCCGAGACGCUGCCCGCCGGCUUCCGCGUCACCAGCCUCGUGCCCCUGCCGCCCCCAGCCGCCCCUGCCAAGAAGAUGCCCCCGGAAGUUGGUGCCUCUGGGUCACCCAGGCUGGAGACCUCCACGGUCCGGACGUACUCCUGCUGAGGGGCAGCGUGGGGGGAACAGCCCGGCCCUGGCACAUCCCUGCUCUCCAUAUGGCCACGUGCUGGCUGCCUUUCAGGACCAGAGCCCAGCCUGCACUUGCUCCUCGGCCCAAACCGACAGACGCUGCAGUCUCGCUGCUGUGGACCAAAACAAAGGAUGCUCUCCCUUCUGCUUGUGCACCCCACCUCUUCCCCUGGCUCCCUGUGGCUUGUCUCCCACCUCUCCCCAUGCUGGCUGGGCUACAGAGGCACUGGCUGGGUGGCCACUCUGGUUGGCAGAAGCGUGGUGCAGAGCAGCAGAGACACCCCAAAAGUGGGCUGUGAUACUUGGAAACCUUCCUCCUGCCUGGUUCGUGUUGCCAAUGCACCAUGGGCUGCUGCACUGACUCUCCCAGGCCCUGGGCAACAGGGAUGCUGCUGCCCUCAGGACUUGAAGCCAUGGAAGAUUCAGGCUCCUGAAAACCCC